AUGGACAACGAAACAGUAGACAUGAUGCGGGACAGUGGCGCAUCGGGUGCUUCGUUGCUCAGUAAAUCGAAUCCGGUCUUCUGUUGCUAUUUGGUUUGGAGCACUGUGCUUAUCAUUAAGAUGCUGCUGAUGACCCUGUUGACGGCCCGUCAGCGCUUCAAGACCAAAGCGGUUGCCAAUCCCGAGGACAUGCGGAUGACCCGCGCCGACGAGGUCCGCUUCAAUGAUGCCAACGUGGAGCGCGUGCGUCGUGCUCAUCGCAACGAUUUGGAGAAUAUUCUACCUUUCCUGCUAUUGACGCUCGCCUACGUCUCGUGCGGCCCCCAUCCCCUCGCCGCUAAACUGCUCAUACGCAUCGGGGCCAGUGCACGUCUGCUGCACACUCUGGUCUACGCGGUGUUUCCAAUGCCGCAACCGACUCGUGCGAUCAGUUUCUUUAUCACAUUUUCCAUUAUGAUCUACGAGGCUGUUUAUGUGCUCCUCUGCUCCGUCAAGUAUAUCUAAGCGGAGAGGGGCAACUGGGAGGAAGGUCACCUAGUCUUGAACUACUCCAAUCACACAUACAACAAACACAGAGACACAUAAUAUAUGGAAC
This is a messenger RNA of Drosophila grimshawi, 595 nucleotides long. Its product is annotated as microsomal glutathione S-transferase 1. Lineage: Eukaryota; Metazoa; Arthropoda; Insecta; Diptera; Drosophilidae. The transcript is spliced from 3 exons. The record is from RefSeq and is a predicted model, not a curated record. Bases 1 to 504 code for a protein of 167 amino acids. Gene Ontology annotation, cellular component: membrane.